ACAUUAUCGGCGGGCCAGCUCUUGUAGCCAUUUAAGAUCGAUGGUCGUCGUGCAACCGCAUAUCAAGUUAGUGAUCCUGUUGCUCGGAGUUUGAUUAUUCCAGCCUGGAUAGACUCCAGUGCAUUUUUUUCUUUAAGGAACUGACUUAAGUCCAGUUUGUCGUUGUAAACAUCCUGGGCGAGAAAACGAGUCGUUGAACUAAGUUGGUACGUGGAUACCGCAAACUUUUUUGUAAAUCGUUUGCCGAUUUUUGGAUAUUUAUUCGGUGUAUUUUGACGUAAAUAAUCCUCUUGACACGACGACUCCUGGGCACUGUGGAAAUGUGAAACCUGACUCCGCAGCAGACAGAUGCAAGCCCAUACAUGGAUUAAAUGGCACUGAGGAUACAAGACUGCGACUUCGUGGGAGUACUGAAAUGAACAGCCAGCAUCCUAGCCAUGCAGAGAGCACUUCCUCUACAAAUAAAGAGCCAUCCACUGUGCCCCCCAAACUCAAAGUCCAGGGAUCACUGUCAAAGGAAAACAUUACCAUCCACUUCUCUACACUUGGGAAAGAGGAAGAGAAGGAUGAAGAAGAGCUGUACAAUACAAUUUCCUCCACUACCUCAGCCACCAUGGAUGACUCGAAUAUUGUGACAGCCUUAGAAGUAUGUGAGGAGAUGUUUGAAGAGAUGCCCUUGGACUCUGCUGCUUUGGAUGUCAUUACAUCAUCCACACUUUCUCCUGUUUUUAGACAUCACACCUCUCCCACACAAACUAUGUCUUCACAUAUUUGUGAGCAAAAAGCCUCAACUUUCAGUUCUGUUCCCACAAAAUCUUUGAGCUUUCCCUCCAGUGACAAACCUUUUACAAGCUUGGUAAAGUCUUUCUCCUCUGGCAUUGAGUCUCAUGACGGGUUCUCUUCUGUUCCUGCUCCACCAUUAGGGCAUAAGCAUCUCAUGAAGACUUUGGUCAAAUCAUUAUCUUCAAAUACAUCUCAGGACCCACCCUCCUCCACCACACCCUACCGUCUUCCAGAAUCCCGCCUUAACCUGCAACUUUUUAAGCAAUUUGCACAAUCCCGGAUGCCAUCUGCUGCUGUGUCAUCAGCUAGCGAUACUAAAACUGCCCCCUGCUUGCCGUUAACCCCACCAGAUAACAGGAGCUUCUUCAAAGUCUCAGAAGUCGAGGCACGAAUUGAAGACACCAAGCGACGUCUUUCUGAAGCUAUUGCCGAGCCGUUCCAACUCCUGAGCAAAAUCAUGGAUGAAAAGAGUGGUAGCUUAGUUGGUAGUAGCAUUUACCGGCCCAAGUCUCUCUCUGCCAGUGCUGUAGAACAUUCAAACAUUAAUUCAGUCCGUGGUUCCCUCGAGAGCAAUAACAAUUACUUCAUCAAGGAGGAAGAAGCAUGUGACUUGACAGCCAAAAGCCCUAACAGCAGAGCUACUGGUACAUCUGAAUCAACCGUGAACCCUUCUGUUGACACUAAAAGCCCUAACAAAUCACCUUUACUUUCUAUGUCACUGGAUAAGUAUUCGAUGUCCGCUCUUUCUAAACAGGAGGAUGAAGACUUUUGCAUCCACUAUAGUGAUGACUUAGACACUUAUACUGAUACACAGGGUGAAUUUGUUGAUAGAUCUGAAAAUACAGGAACUGGUGGUCAGACUAAAAUGCCACUAAGUGCUAGUACUGACACAUGCAGGGAAGAUGAAUCUAAAAGUGUUGAACCGGCACCUAGUGUUCCCCACUAUACUCUUGUCAUCCUUACUCUGUUGGUCUAUGGGUAUUUUGUAUUACCUCUGCCAACGUACAUUGGAGGAAUGAUGCUUGGGAUUGGGCUGGGAUUCUUUUUAGCCAUUGGUCUUGUGUGGGUGACUGGACCAAAACAUUCUGAAAAUGAUUCCAGACGCCACAGGAACCUUUGGAAUGUAACCAAGUUGGACACCAAAGAACCAGAAAUCUGUAAGGGCUGGAUGAAUGAGAUACUGAACUAUGACCCAGAGACAUACCAUGCCACACUGACACACUCUGUGUAUGUCCGCUUGGAGGGUUCCAUCAUUCGUCUGUCUAAACCUAACCACAACAUUUCCCGUCGUGCUGCACAUAAUGAACCAAAACCAGAUGUAAACUUCAUCAGUCAGAAGAUCUAUGACCUCACCAACAGCAAUGUGUAUCUGGCACCACUGAAUCUUGCCAGGAAGCGAAUCUGGAACAAAAAAUACCCCAUCUGCAUUGAACUUUGUAAACAAGAUGACUUCAUGUCAAAGGCAGAAGAAGACAGGUGGGAGGCCAGCGAUGACAUUAGCACGAAGCGCCAAGUAGAGGGGAACGGAGUAGCACAGGAGCAAAGGUUGUCCUCCUCUCCCAACAGAGGUCUGACCAUCUACCUGUUCGGAAGGACUGGGAGGGACAAGGAGGAAUGGUUCCAGAGGUUUCUUGUAGCCUCUAAGCUCAAGGCAGACUUGAAAAAAGGUUCCUGUGUUGUUGGGAGUAAGAGAGUCGUGAACACUCACAGUCGCAACAACAGCUGCAGCAGUCUGGACGAGGCACUGGGAUGCCAGCCAAGGUCAGAGGAAUUAUCAGUCUGCCCAGCAUCUGCUGGCAGUGCCAAAACUAAGCCUACAUUGGACUACAAUAUCUACAUGGACUCUUUACUGCCACAACACUUGGCAGUCAGUUCUACAGCUUCCAGCCCUGUUCUCCAGAGUCCGCAGAGCAGCCCCAUGGCUCAUAAGAAGGGUACUUCACCUCUGGUGCAGCUCAGGGGAGAGGAGGAUAAUGUUGCCUGGAUAAAUGCGGCUCUUGGUCGGAUCUUCUGGGACUUCCUGACCGAGUCCUGCUGGUCUGAACUGGUCUCCAAGAAGAUUCAGAUGAAGCUCAGCAAAAUACGGUUACCUUACUUCAUGAAUGAGCUUACUCUGACAGAACUGGACAUGGGCUCAGCCACUCCCAGAAUCCUUGGAGCAUCGAAACCCUGUGUUGAUUAUCGAGGUCUGUGGUUUGACCUGGAGGUCUCCUAUAGUGGCUCCUUCCUGAUGACCCUGGAAACCAAGAUGAACCUUGUCCGCCUGGGAAAAGAAGGAGAAAGCUUCCGCUUAGGAGAAAAUGGCAAAGAUGGAUACAGGCCACGCACUUACUGCCUGGCUGAUAGUGAUGAAGAGUCAUCCAGCGCAGGUUCAUCAGAUGAGGAAGACUCCUCUGACCUCUCGAAUGAUAUGGCUGGAGCAGAAGGAACCUGUGUGGGAGUCAUCUAUUUUCCUGGCAGAAAGGCAAAAGUCUUUCAAACUGAAUCAAUGAGUGGAGGAUCCAACCUUACCUUACCACCACUGAUCGAGUAUGAUCAAAUUUCCACUUACAGUUUAGUCGGAGGACAUAAACCGAGCAAGAUCAUGCGCUUUGUGGACAAGAUUACGAAGUCCAAAUACUUCCAGAAGGCCACAGAGACGGAGUUCAUCAAAAAGAAGAUGGAGGAAGUGUCCAAUACACCGCUUCUGCUCACAGUGGAGUUGCAGCAGCUCCAAGGAACGCUGUCUGUCAACAUACCCCCUCCUCCAACUGACAGGAUAUGGUAUGGUUUUAGGACUCCACCUCGCCUAGAACUGAAGGCUCGACCUAAACUGGGAGAAAGAGAAGUCACUCUGGCUCAUGUUACAGACUGGAUAGAGAAAAAACUGGACCAGGAAUUCCAGAAAAUCCUUGUAAUGCCAAACAUGGACGAUAUUUGGCUGACUAUUAUGCACUCUGCCAUGGAUCUACGCACAGCUGGUGGACCCCUAGUUGGCUGCUGCGUGGACCCAGAGCUGUCCCAACCAGAGACGAAGAACACCAGCUAGCCAAGAAUAUUGUUUACAGUGUUUCCUAAAUCUUGUUCUCAAAGUCUCAAAAUAGGAACUGGAGACAAAGUCAGUAUGUCUGGCGCUACUGUAACACAUUCCCAUAGGAAGGACCCUUUUUACUUAACAUUAAAGAGAGCACAAGGAUUUUACACGAACAAAGUAGUUGACCAGGCUAACACUAAAGACCAUUGUUUGCUACUAAGUUCUGCGGUAUUUCUUAUGCCAGAGGGAAAGAAGAAUUGUCUUUGAAGGGUUAACAAUAACCUAUUGAAUGGGAGCUGAAAUAUGAAUGGAGUCAUGUUUGGCUCAUAGCUGGGGUUGGGUUAAUAUAAUAAAUGGGGAUCUAUUGGUGUAUACAUAUUAUGUCCUAUGAAUUUGUCAAUGUGGAAGCAUUCAUUAGAUACCUUACAUUCUGCAAAUGAUGAGAUGGAACAUGGCAGGCCCCUACUUUAGAGCUGCAGCAAGUUGAUCUAUUUUGUGUUGAAAUUAGAGGGUCUUUUUUAAUCUUGAAUCAGGUAAAAUAGUGCAGAUACUUGAUGUCUAUUCAUUCAGUCUAUUCAUGUCUAUUGCAGAAAUUUUUAAAGGGUGUUAUCAUGAUCGCACAUUGAAUUGCCAAAAUCCUCUUUUUAUGCCACUGGCCAAUGUCUUAUGGUCAUGCUCAAAAGCAAGCAAACACAAUGUAGGAAAAGUGUCAGUCACUAUGUAAAAUCAAUGACAAACUGUUUUAUAAAAUGAUAGAAAAGCAAUAUAGGCUUUACAAUGAUCUUGUAUUGAUAUAAAAGUGUAUGUAUGAUAAGAAGUUCAAGGGCUCUAUUUGAAUGCAUGUGUGGAUAUAUUUGGUUCUAAUUGAUUCUAAUCUAACAGCUUUGACCCACUUACAUUUUCAUCUGGCUAUGCAAAUGAUUGCACUAAACUAGUAAACUGUUUUCUUUUUCAUAUCUUUGUCUUGGUCAAUGUGCUAAGCAAGUACAAAUAGGGGUAUUUAUUUGUGGAUCACUUACACUUGAAGGUAUUAGUGAUUAUGAUGAUGAUGUUGGAAGUAAUGUAAAUGACAUUCUCUGAUAUGUAACAGUGAUUUAAAAAUAACCAGUAACACUUCAGUGUAGAGAAACAACACUUGACUGAAGUUAAGGUACUUGCCUUAAAUAUUGCCAAAAAAUGUAAAGCCUUAUCUACAGGACUCAUAUUUGUACCCAUAUUUCAAAUCUUAAACAAAAACCUCGGUUAAGCCUGCAGUACUGAAUCUGCCUAAAGGUACGUGUCCUGUACUAAUAAAGCAUAGUGAGGUGAUAUUUACAGCUGAUGUUGCAUACAGGAUAUGCUGUUUUUGUUUCUUCUCAUUGCAUACUUAACUGCAACACAAAAUUAUUUUUGCUCUUUAUGAUCACCUUUUUCCUUAAUGCCUAGGCUCUUUUGUGUUAUGUAUUGUUGAAUGACCACAUGAAGUGGGUUGUGGUUUCAGAUUAUGUCUAUUUUUGAGGGAUGAGAUAUGAAGAUCAUGAUAAGAUUUCUAUCUGUGAAUUAAUAAUUGAUAUCUAUUGAUUGAUCGUCUAACUGCCUUAUUUAUAGAGCAAAAUAAAUAAAUCUAUUAGCUAAA
Messenger RNA from Mugil cephalus (flathead mullet), 5411 nucleotides. Its product is annotated as testis-expressed protein 2-like. NCBI's taxonomy places the organism in Eukaryota, Metazoa, Chordata, Actinopteri, Mugiliformes, Mugilidae. Gene Ontology annotation, cellular component: endoplasmic reticulum. The record is from RefSeq and is a predicted model, not a curated record. The transcript has 14 exons. The coding region runs from base 416 to 3811 and encodes 1131 amino acids. Gene Ontology annotation, molecular function: lipid binding.